Molecule: messenger RNA, 1397 nt
Organism: Trichoderma harzianum CBS 226.95
Lineage: Eukaryota; Fungi; Ascomycota; Sordariomycetes; Hypocreales; Hypocreaceae
Exons: 2
Coding region: 218-1291 (357 amino acids)
Cellular component (GO): mitochondrion
Molecular function (GO): maleylacetate reductase activity; metal ion binding; alcohol dehydrogenase (NAD+) activity
Source: RefSeq, a predicted model, not a curated record
GGUCACCCGCAAAAGACGCAUGCGCUAAAGCGUUUGAGCCCCAAAGAUUUACGUUUUGGCUUUAAGCUGACAUAUCGCCAUCCAGGCACAUAUAUAUAUGCAGAUGCAGAUGCCUCUCUCCGUCAUUGACAAUUAGCUCUUUUACCUGUCGUCAAGACUACAUGUACUUAUUACUCAUACUGACCGUUAUAUUAAGCACUUCCCAAGUCACCCAAAAAUGGCUUCUUAUGAGUACAAUGAAAGUAACCAAAGAGUCCUCUUUGGAGAAGACAGCCUUUCCAAACUCCCCUCCGAACUCUCCAAGCUUGGCUGUACCAAGCCACUCAUCCUCACAACGCCCAGCAAGGCAUUCUACGUUGACGAUGUCGCCAAACUUUUGAGCGGCCAGAUUGCUGGCUCAUUCACCCGAGUCACUAUGCACACGCCCAAAGAGGUCACUGAAGAGGCUUUGGGGUACUCCACCCAUGUCGAUGCCGACUGUUUUGUGUCAAUUGGCGGUGGCAGUGCUGUCGGCCUUGGUAAAGCAUUGUUUGUUCGGACGGGGUUGCCUCAUAUCUGCAUUCCGACGACAUACGCAGGCAGUGAAAUGACGCCGAUUGUGGGCCAGACGGAGAAUAGGGUAAAAGUUACUCACGUUGAUCGCAAGGCAAUACCCGCAGUAGUCAUCUACGAUGUGAAGUUAACAUUGACACUGCCGACAAACAUAAGUGCAACAAGUGGCCUCAAUGCUAUGGCCCACGCUGUGGAGGCUUUAUAUGCUCCAGACGCCAACCCGAUCACCAGCACGUUCGCCAUCAAAGGCAUACAGACCUUGGCUACAUCGCUGCCCCAAAUAAUGCAAAAUCCCAAAGAUAUCGCCGCACGUUCAGAUGCCUUGCUUGGUGCUUGGCUUUGUGGCAAAUGCCUUGCCGGGGCCAGCGUAUCGUUGCAUCACAAACUCUGUCAUGUCCUUGGAGGCACCUUUAAUCUUCCUCACGCCGAAACGCAUGCCAUUAUCUUGCCUCAUGCGCUCGCAUAUCUAGCCCCAAGUAUCCCCGAAGUUAUGAGAGAGUUGGCAGAAAAUAUCCCGGAUAGCGAUGGGAAUGCUGUCAAUGGCCUGAACAAACUGUUAUCUAAACUGGGGAUUACUUAUAGCCUCAAGGAUCUUGGAAUGAAAGAAGAAGGUAUUGAUUUGGCAGUCGAAACACUGCUACAGAAGCCAUUUUGGAGUCCUAGAACGAUUGAGAAGGACGCAGUAAGAGAGCUGUUGAAGCGAGCAUGGGAUGGAAAACCGGCGCAGAUUGCAGAAUGAGAGGCUAUAACUUGGGAAAAUUUCCGGCCGCAUAUAGUUAUUCACGAACUUAUAAAGCUCAUUCAGAUUCAAUCUCCACCUUCUCAAUCUUGUUUCUAUAGCCUGC